AUGGUGGAGGCCGCCCAGAACACGACGGUGAGCUACUCCGUGGUGAUCAACCCCAGCAGCGGCCCGGGAGACUCGGCGGAGGAGGCGUACACCACCGGGAUCACGGAGCUCCUCAACGUUGGGGUCGAGGUGCUGUGCUACGUACCAACCGGCUUCGGGAGCACCGACGUGUCCACGGUGACGGCGGACAUAGACAAGUACGAGUCCUUCUACCCGGGCAUGUGCGAUGGAUAUUUUUUCGACGAGGGACCGGGCGGCGAGGACAACGCUUGGAAAUACACGGACUACUACAACCACGUACAGGAAGCGGGCGGCGCGGGCUCUACGGUAGUGGUCAACCCGGGAAUUCGGCCGCACGACUCCCUCUACUUCAUCGGAGAUGUAUAUGCCGGCACCAAUCCCGGGCAGGGGGGGCAGGUCGUCAUCACCUCGUACGAGAACAGUUUCCCAAAAUUUUACGACGGCAGCCAGGACUACCACAACCAGGAGGUCCCCUUCCCCCCCCGCUACGUCACCGACCGUUACAAGCAUUCUGUCAUGGUCUACGCCGCAUACUUCACUACCCUCCAAGAGGUAAACGGCUGCCCCUGCGGUGCAAAGAACCAGGCCAAUAUUUUUUCCCCAUAA
Molecule: messenger RNA, 627 nt
Organism: Ectocarpus siliculosus
Lineage: Eukaryota; Phaeophyceae; Ectocarpales; Ectocarpaceae
Source: the annotation of a GenBank genome assembly